This is a messenger RNA of Perognathus longimembris pacificus (Pacific pocket mouse), 2686 nucleotides long. Its product is annotated as zinc finger protein OZF-like. The transcript has a single exon. The record is from RefSeq and is a predicted model, not a curated record. Bases 247 to 1827 code for a protein of 526 amino acids. NCBI's taxonomy places the organism in Eukaryota, Metazoa, Chordata, Mammalia, Rodentia, Heteromyidae.
GAUGCCAUCAUAAUUUUAUUCUGCCUGUUGUUAAACAUUUUAGAUAUCCAGCAAGUAGAUGGCUUGAUUGAAAUAUGCCAGGAAAGUCCAGACAGACAUCUGUUGCAAGUUGUAAUCAGCAGUAACAACACAGUGGAGGAGAGAGUUAGGUUUCUAGGUGUAAAAACUAUAGCAGAUAUUCGUACUAGAAACCAGACCUCACGAAACAACAGGAAACUCACACAGGAGAAAUAUCCUGUGAAUACAAUGAAUGUAAUUACCAGAAGUCAGAUAUCAACAGGCCUCAGAGAACUCCCACAGGAGACAAAUCAUAUGAAUGUAAUACACGUGGAAAGUCUUUCAAGCAAAACUCAUACCUCAGUGUGUAUUGGAGAAGACACACAGAAGAGAAAUCUUAUGAAUGUAACCUAUGUGGAAAGUCUUUCAAAUGGAAAUGAUAGGUCAGUGUGCAUCAGAGAGCAUACAGGGGAGAAACUAUAUGAAUGUAGCACAUGUGGAAAGUCUUUCAUCAUGAAUGCAAACCUCAUUGCACACCAAAGAAUACACACAGGAGAGAAACUAUGUGAAUGUAACUUAUGUGGACAGUCUUUCAGACAGAUGUCACAUUUCUGUGUGCACCAGAGCACGCACACAGGAAAGAAAUCUUAUGAAUGUAAUAAAUGUGGAAAGUCUUUCUACUAUAAGUCCCACCUUAGUAUGCAUCAGAGAACACACACAGGAGAGAAACCAUAUGAAUGUAACACAUGUGGAAAGUCUUUCAGGCAGAAAUCAAGCCUCAGCAAGCAUAAGAGAAUUCACACAGGAGAGAAACCUUACGAAUGUAACAAUUGUGGAAAGUCUUUCUACUACAAGUCACACCUCAAGGUUCAUCAGAGAACACACACAGGAGAGAAACCAUAUGAAUGUAACACAUGUGGAAAGUCUUUUGUCAGCAAGUCAUUCCUCAAUGAUCAUCAGAGAACUCACACAAGAGACAAACCUUAUGAAUGUAACAAAUGUGGAAAGUCUUUCAGCAGGAAAUCACCUCUUCUCAGGCAUCAGAGAAUUCACACAGGAGAAAAACCUUAUGAAUGUAACAAAUGUGGGAAGUCUUUUGUUUUCAAGUCAAACCUCAAUGAGCAUCAGACAACACACACAGGGGAGAAACCAUAUGAAUGUAACACAUGUGGAAAGUCUUUCAGGCAGAAAUCAAGUCUCAGCAAGCAUAAGAGAAUUCACAAAGGAGAGAAACCUUAUGAAUGUAACAAAUGUGGAAAAUCUUUCCACUACAAGUCACACCUCAAUGUUCAUCAGAGAACACACACAGGAGAGAAACCAUAUGAAUGUAACACAUGUGGAAAGUCUUUUGCCACCAAGUCAUUCCUCAAUGAUCAUCAGAGAAUUCACACAGGAGAGAAACCGUAUGAAUGUAUCAAAUGUGGGAAGUCUUUUGUUUUUAAGUCAAGCCUCAGUGCGCAUCAGACAACACACACAGGAGAGAAACCAUAUGACUGUAACACAUGUGGAAAGUCUUUCAGGCAGAAAUCAAGUCUCAGCAAGCAUAAGAGAAUUCACACAGGAGAGAAACCGUAUGAAUGUAACAAUUGUGGAAAGUCUUUCCACUACAAGUCACACCUCAGUGUUCAUCAGAGAACACACACAGGAGAGAAACCAUAUGAAUGUAACACAUGUGGAAAGACUUUUGCCACCAAGGCAUCCCUCAAUGAUCAUCAGAGAAUUCACACAGGAGAGAAACCUUAUGAAUGUAACAAAUGUGGAAAGGCUUUCCACUACAAGUCAAGCCUCAAUAUUCAUUAUCAAAGAACACACAAGGGAGAAACCAUAUGAAUGUAGCACAUGUGGAGUCUUUCAGGGAUAUAUGUCAAGUUUCCACAGGCAUCAGAGAAUUCACACAGGAGACAAACCUUAUGAAUGUAACACGUGUGGAAAGCCUCUCACCAACAAGUUAGAUCUUAGAUAUCAGAGUUUACGUUGGAGAGAAAUCAGCACCAAAUCAGAAAGAUGGAAAUGAACUUUGAACUUAGGUCGGGGCCACCCUUUAUCCCCCCCCCCCCCACCUCCUUCAUAGAGCAUUGAAAAUUGGAGCAUACUUUGGCCAAAUACCUGAUGGAACUAAAGAUGCUGGACUAUGGAAUGGUGCGCUUUCCUCCUCAAAUUACAUCAGAAGCUCUUCGCUUUGUACUGGAAAUUCUUAAUGAUGGUGAAUGGAUACUACCUCUUCAGCAUGACCUAUCUUAUACUGAGGAAUCCCUUCCUCUUAUGCAGCACCUGGCUAACAACAUAGUUAUGGACGAUUAGGGCUUACAAAGUACAUGACUUUCAAGAAGAGUAUAAUUACAUGUAGGCAUGCCCAUAUCAGCAUUCCACCACAGCUGGAUUCUGCACUAGUUCACGAUUUACCCACAGCUGUGAGAAAGGUAUAACUUGUCAACUUGAGUUGAAGUACUGUGAUAAUAGCUGAAAAUAAAAUUGGCAUCAUGUGCCACUUAUACAUAAUAUACGAUAUUGACUGGGAUUUUAAUGAAGGUUGUGGCCAUUUUUACUUUUAAUAGCUUAACUCAUCUGAAUGUGGCUACUUCCUCCUCUAAGGUAACCUGUAAUUCAUAAGUGCAUUCUAAAGCCAGUUUUCAUUUUAUGUAUUUGUUUUUGUUUAUUGGUUCGGGAAAUAAAACAGGAUAUUCAGAAC